Molecule: messenger RNA, 901 nt
Organism: Cuscuta epithymum
Lineage: Eukaryota; Viridiplantae; Streptophyta; Magnoliopsida; Solanales; Convolvulaceae
Source: the annotation of a GenBank genome assembly
AAACAAUUUCUCAAACAAAUUGAAACUGAGAAGUGCCACGAUUUUUUACUCGGUCUCGACAAAGACAUGUUUGGGGUCCUGCGUUCGAAUAUACUCAGCCAAGAGGAGCUGCCUUCCCUGACUAAGUUAUACAACAUUAUCACCCAAGAAGAACGUCAUCGCAACAUGAUCCGAGGUCGGGAAGAAAAACCGGAGGUUACCGCUUUUGUUGUGAGACAGAGUGCACCUACACAAGACGGCGAGCAGAAACUUGUGUGUGGGUAUUGCAAGAAAAAUGGACAUGAUACCGACCAUUGCUUUAAACGCAUUGGGAAAUAUCCCGAGUGGUGGUUUGACAACCUGGGAAGAGGACGCGGUGGACGAGGUCGUGGGGCAGGAAGGGGGCGUGGAAGGGCAGUUGCAAAUGCGGUGACGCACACAUGUCCUGAAGACACUGCCGCACAGCCCAAUGAAGACAAGGCCGAGUCUUCUGCCUCACGAGUGCCACCGAUGUUCACCAAUGAGCAGUGGCGUGUUCUUGUGAAAGCGGUGGAGAAUUUUUAGGUCGCUUCAUCUAAUGAAAAGUUGACAGGCCCUACCUACGAGGACGCCGAUUGGAGUGGGUAGAAGAUGCGGGGGGGGGGGGGGGGGGGGUCUACUAUUUUCACAGUAUGGAAGAAAUUUGUGCACAUCAAGUGGGAAUAGUGGACUUAACGGACUUAUGGCAUGCACGAUUGGGACACCCUUCAGCUUCAGUAGUGCGUAAAGUUUCGAGUUUUACUAAUAAUAUUCCUAGUUCUCAGUUAGAAAAUAAGGCUUGUGAUGCAUGUUUACGUGCUAAACAAACUAGAGCCGUGUUUGAUUUAAAUUCCGCUCGUGUUAUUGAAUGUUUUGAAAUGAUUCAUUGUGAUGUAUGGGGUCC